AUGGUUCGCAUUACAAUCUACUUGGCUCUCUUUGCCAUCCUGGGCAUUUCUGCCCACUCUACAGAGCUCCCUCAGGAAUUGCCUGCUGAAGUGAAAGUCGUUGAGAGAAUUGAAGAUUUUUUGAGUGACAAUCCCGGAGAGGCGCUCGUGGAGCUUCAGCCAGAGCUGAGGGCUCAGACUCGGUUCUACACACUCGGAAGACGCGUAUCCGGGGAUCGUCAUGUGGCUUACGCCAGAGGAGUCAACAGCUACCCUUCUCUGAGGGAUGUAACAGCCACAGUUCGCUACUCUGGAGCCAUAAUCACAUACAUCCAGGUGUCCGUUACGCAGACAUCCAAUUUAGGCAGAGUCUAUACGACUUCUGGAGGAAUUGGCCAGAGAUCCAUUGUCUUCGUGGUGGAAGCCAGAAGUACCUUGCAAUUCAACUACAACGUUGAUAUCUACGGCAGGAACUAG
Phlebotomus papatasi is the source of this 456-nucleotide messenger RNA. RefSeq lists its product as uncharacterized. Bases 1 to 456 code for a protein of 151 amino acids. The record is from RefSeq and is a predicted model, not a curated record. NCBI's taxonomy places the organism in Eukaryota, Metazoa, Arthropoda, Insecta, Diptera, Psychodidae. The transcript has a single exon.